GGCGCGCACGUGAGUGGUGGUGCUGGUGCACGGUGGUCGCAGCCGGCGACGGCCUCCUCACACGGCUGGCUUAGCCGUAUAAUAAACCCACCUUGAUUAGCCCUGACACGCCCUCCCCACCAACCACUUCGCCACCCCGCCGCUCGCCAUCUGCUCCCCUGCGGCUGCGACUUCGAGACAUGGCAGCGCAAACUUCGGCGGCCUCGACCCUUGCCUUCGGGCACCACAAAACCCUAGCCGCCGCCGCGGUGCCCAAAAUCCUGCCGGCCGCGGCCUCCGUCUCCUUCCCGGCCACCCAGCCGGCGUGCCUCCUCUCCGCGUCCGCCGCCCGCCGCCGGGAUGUCGCCGCCAUGGUCUCGGCGCCGCCGGCCGUCGGCACCGCCAUGCCGUCGCUCGACUUCGAGACCACCGUCUUCAAGAAGGAGAAGGUCUCGCUCGCCGGCCACGAGGAGUAUAUUGUCAGGGGCGGGAGGAACCUGUUCCCGCUGCUCCCGGAGGCGUUCAAGGGGGUCAAGCAGAUCGGUGUCAUUGGAUGGGGCUCGCAGGGUCCUGCACAAGCCCAGAACCUGAGAGAUUCACUGGCCGAAGCAAAGUCAGACAUUGUUGUGAAGAUUGGUCUCCGGAAAGGUUCCAAAUCUUUUGAGGAAGCACGUGCUGCUGGAUUCACCGAAGAGAGUGGAACCUUGGGCGAUAUUUGGGAGACUGUUUCAGGCAGCGAUCUCGUGUUAUUGUUGAUAUCAGAUGCUGCACAGGCAGACAACUAUGAGAAGAUCUUCUCUUACAUGAAACCAAAUAGCAUUCUUGGUUUAUCUCAUGGAUUUCUUCUGGGACAUUUGCAAUCGCUUGGGCUUGAUUUCCCAAAGAACAUCAGUGUGAUUGCUGUAUGCCCCAAGGGAAUGGGUCCAUCCGUCCGUAGGCUUUAUGUUCAGGGCAAGGAAGUAAAUGGAGCUGGCAUCAACUCUAGCUUUGCCGUGCACCAGGACGUUGAUGGAAGGGCAACUGAUGUUGCUCUAGCAUGGUCAAUUGCACUUGGCUCUCCCUUCACAUUUGCUACCACUUUGGAACAGGAGUACAAGAGUGAUAUCUUUGGAGAGCGGGGCAUUUUGCUGGGUGCUGUACAUGGCAUUGUGGAGGCUCUGUUUAGGAGGUACACUGAACAGGGAAUGGAUGAAGAGUCAGCCUACAAAAACACUGUCGAGGGCAUUACUGGGAUUAUCUCGAAAACAAUCUCAAAGAAGGGGAUGCUUGAAGUCUACAACUCUUUGAGCGAGGAAGGUAAGAAGGAGUUCAACAAGGCUUACAGUGCCUCAUUUUAUCCUUGCAUGGAUAUACUCUUCGAGUGCUAUGAAGAUGUGGCCUCCGGAAGUGAAAUCCGGAGCGUGGUGUUGGCUGGGCGGAGGUUUUAUGAGAAAGAGGGACUACCAGCAUUUCCAAUGGGCAACAUUGAUCAAACUCGCAUGUGGAAGGUUGGUGAAAAGGUGCGCUCGACACGUCCAGAGGGCGAUCUUGGCCCACUGCAUCCCUUCACUGCUGGAGUGUACAUUGCUCUGAUGAUGGCUCAGAUUGAGAUCCUGAGGAAGAAGGGGCACUCCUACUCGGAGAUCAUCAACGAGAGCGUGAUCGAGUCAGUGGAUUCGCUGAACCCCUUCAUGCAUGCCCGCGGCGUGGCCUUCAUGGUGGACAACUGCUCCACGACGGCUCGCCUAGGAUCCAGGAAGUGGGCGCCGCGCUUCGACUACAUCCUGACGCAGCAGGCCUUUGUGACGGUGGACAAGGAUGCCCCGAUCAACCAGGACCUCAUCAGCAACUUCAUGUCCGACCCCGUGCACGGUGCCAUUGAGGUCUGCGCAGAGCUGAGGCCCACCGUUGACAUCUCCGUCCCUGCCAACGCAGACUUUGUGCGCCCGGAGCUCCGGCAGUCUUCCUAGAUUGAGGUGGUGCGCAGAGAGAAAGAGAGAAAGUUUGCCUCCGGAGUUAAGAGUGGGUGGUGUAUGUGUUGAGCGACUGCUUGAAGUCCUGAACGUGUGUGAGCUGCUAGACCUGAGGAAGUUUGGGUAUUUGUUUCCGGAAUAAAAUAGGCCCUUCAUCGAAUAGCAUGGGGGAGGGUCUGUGUGAAAGUUUUGUAAGAAAAGAUCUGUGUGAAAGUAUGGACUGAAUAAGUGAUCUUGCUUCGCA
Panicum virgatum (switchgrass) is the source of this 2175-nucleotide messenger RNA. RefSeq names its product ketol-acid reductoisomerase, chloroplastic-like. Gene Ontology annotation, molecular function: ketol-acid reductoisomerase activity. The transcript has 10 exons. NCBI's taxonomy places the organism in Eukaryota, Viridiplantae, Streptophyta, Magnoliopsida, Poales, Poaceae. The coding region runs from base 180 to 1928 and encodes 582 amino acids. Gene Ontology annotation, biological process: L-valine biosynthetic process. The record is from RefSeq and is a predicted model, not a curated record. Gene Ontology annotation, cellular component: mitochondrion; chloroplast.